Molecule: messenger RNA, 7696 nt
Organism: Nezara viridula (southern green stink bug)
Lineage: Eukaryota; Metazoa; Arthropoda; Insecta; Hemiptera; Pentatomidae
Source: the annotation of a GenBank genome assembly
GGAAAGUGAAGUAAAUUAUAAUUCAGUGUAGGAGUAGAGGGGGUAUUGGAGUAACUGAUUCCUUGCUUUCACCAAUAUUGGAGAUUUUGCUUCUCCAAUUUGAUUUACUUAUUAUUAUAAACGUGCUAUUUUAUUAAUUAAGCAUAUUCUAAUAAAUUAUUUGAAUGAGAAAAUAACAUACAUCAAGUGUAGAUAGCGCCUUGAAGCUGCUAAAGAAUGUGUUAGCAGAGAAACCUAAAGUUCUGUUAACCUACAAGUUCUUUGUGUAUAUUGACUUUCGUGUUUCUUUAGAAUGGCAGAUUUCAUAGAUUCUGAGGCUGAAGAAAGUGAGGAUGAGGAAGAGUUGGAAGUCCAUGAGAAAAAAAAGUUGAAACGGUUGAAAGCUAUGGAAAGUGAUGAAGAUGAGGAAGAAGAAGAUGAUGAGGAACGUCUUCGGGAAGAAUUAAAAGAUUUAAUUGAUGACAAUCCAAUAGAAGAAGAAAGUGAAAGUGAUGGUAGUGGAUCUGAAGAAGGAAGUGGAGAAGAUCGGGGAGGUGAGAAACGUAAGAAGCAUGAUGAAGAUUUUGAUGAUCGUCUUGAAGAUGAAGAUUAUGAUUUAUUGGAAGAAAAUCUGGGACGAAAGGUUGAAAGAAGGAAAAGAUUUAAACGAUUGCGAAGAAUUGAAGAUGAAGAGUCAGAUGGUGAGAGAGUCGAAGAUGAAGGUGAAGUUAGAGAAGCUAUAGCCAAUGAACUCUUCGAAGGAUCUGACCAUGAAGAAGAUCGGAGCUCUUCCAGAGGCCCAGCACCUGAGAGAUAUGAAGAUGAAGAGGAAGAUGGUGAAUAUUCAGAUGCUGAUGAUUUUAUUGUUGACGAUGAAGGUAGACCUAUUGCUGACAAAAGGAAAAAAAGAAAACCUAUAUUCACUGAUGCUGCUUUGCAAGAAGCUCAGGAUAUAUUUGGAGUUGAUUUUGAUUAUGAAGAUUUUGAAAGACUUGGUGAGGAUGAAUAUGAAGAAGAGGAAGAUGAAGAUGAGUAUGUUGAUGAAGAAGGAAUUGAAGAUAGUGAGAGAAGGCGGAAACCUACAAAGAAGGCUGCCAGGAAGAAACCAACUAGAAAAUCUAUCUUUGAAAUUUAUGAACCUAGUGAAUUAAAGAGAGGUCAUUUCACUGAUUUUGACAACAAAGAAUGGGGCAAUACGAUGGAGAGAGGAAAACCAAAGAAGGAGCCUCAAACAGUUGAGAAGAUUAAAAAAGCUCUUGAUUUUAUGAGAAAUCAAAAUUUUGAAGUUCCAUUUAUAGCUUUCUAUAGGAAAGAAUAUGUUCUUCCAGAACUUAACAUCAAUGAUCUCUGGAGGGUCUUCAAAUAUGAUGCCAAGUGGUGCCAGUUAAGAAGCAGAAAAAUGACUUUACUUUCAUUAAUGGAAAAGAUGAGGGACUAUCAGGCUGAACAGCUGAUGAAGGACAUUGAUGCACCUAUUCCAGAUCAUGUUAGGGUCAUUAAGGAUGAUGAUAUUGAAAGGUUGAAAGCUGUCCAGACAACAGAAGAAUUGAAAGAUGUUCAUUCUCAUUUUCUGAUGUAUUAUGCUGACGAGGUUAAAAUCAUGUUGGAAGCUACAAGAAUAAAGGAGCGGGAAGCUGCUAAAGCCAAAGCUAGACAAGAGAAGCAACUAGAUGAAAAUGGUGAUCCUAUCGAAACAGAAGUAGAAGAACAAGAAGAACCUCUUCCUCCUGAAAUACCUUCUGUAAAGCAUUCUAUACGUUCUGGACCUUAUGCAAUAUGCCGAAAAGCUGGAAUAGGUCGAUCGGCUUAUGACAAUGUGACAAAGACGAAGGUAGCCAUAAAGAAGAUAUCACCUUUUGAACACCAGACCUAUUGCCAGCGAACGUUGAGGGAGAUCAAAAUCCUGACAAGGUUUAAACAUGAAAAUAUAAUAGAUAUACGAGAUAUUUUGAGAGCAACUACCAUUGAUCAAAUGAAAGAUGUUUAUAUUGUGCAGUGUCUCAUGGAGACAGACCUUUAUAAACUCCUCAAAACUCAAGCACGAAGUUACCUUCAGUCGCUGCCUUACAAGCCUAAAGUGCCAUGGACGAAACUGUUCCCUAAUGCUGACCCAAAAGCUCUUGAUCUCCUCGACAAGAUGCUCACUUUUAAUCCUCACAAUAGGAUAGUUGUAGAUGACGCCCUGGCUCAUCCAUAUUUAGAGCAGUAUUACGACCCUGCUGAUGAGCCUGUUGCUGAGGAACCAUUCAGAUUCGCUAUGGAACUUGACGAUUUACCAAAGGAAACACUGAAGGAAUUCAUUUUUGAAGAAACAGUACUAUUUAAACAAAGGAAUCCAAAUAUUUAGUUUGGUUAGACUUUACUUUUUAACAUCUUUUAAUUAGACACUAAGUGCUCAUAUGCUACUUUUUUCUUUAAUUAAUUUAAAAUUUCUUCGUUUUAGAAAAGCAGUAAAUAAAUUUUGUUCAGUUUUGAAAUUGUAUCCAAUCAAAUCUUUUUUGUAAAAUGUAUCUUGAUGUUCAUUUCAUUCUACAAUGUGAGUGAUUUUAAAGGCCUAAGUAGUUAACAAGGAAGGAAAUUGCUAUUCUUAAGGUCCAUAAAUCUGAGUUAUUAAUUUUUUUUAAUUAUAGCCAACAUUCCUGUUUAGAUUUAAAUAAAAUCACAAUUGUUAUUUCAAAUAAGAGGUCUUGUCAGUAUUAAUGUUCUGUUUUACAAUUUAGUUAUGAAAAUUAAUUAAAAAUUAAAUAUAUAUAUAUAUUAUACAAAACCCUGAGGCAGAGAUUAGUUAGAAAAGAUAAGAAAUGAAUCUUUUAGAAUGUUAAUAUUUUGUCUUAACAUUUGACUAUUUGUCAACUAAUUAUUUUUUUACAUUUAAUGUAAAUUAAAAAAAAAAGACAAAAAAACUUCAGAUUUAUUUGCAAAAUGUUAGACAUAUUGGAGUUUGUGGUUAAUUCAAUGAAGGAUUUUAAAUACUUUGUAUACCAAAAUUUGAGGCCCCUCGCAUAGAGUUUUUGUUUUUCAUUACAGAUUGGACUAUUUGUGAAGUCUUUGUAUUAAACUCCUACUUGGUUGAGAUCAUUCAAUCAUAUUUAAAUUUUCUUGCUUAUUAUAAAUGUAUUUGCUAUGAUUAUAAAUUUUAUUCAUGAAUAUGUAGUGUUUUUUCUUUUGAAUUGUAUUUCAUCAAUUAAUUGCUCUGCCUCAAGAAUUUAAUUUAGAAAAUUAAAUGUUGCUUGGAAAUUUAUUAGGAUACUUAACAACUAUUAAAUCGAAACUCUUUGAGUUUAUAAGUGCUGUAUUAGACUUGACAUUUUAUUUUAAUGUCUUUUGUUGUGAAUAAUUUUUUUUUUUAUUUUUUAAAUAUUAAUGUUGGUAAUUUCUUAAGUGCUCUAUGCUUUCUAAGACAAUUUGAAUUGUUUAACUAACUUUAUACAGUAAAUAUAUUACAUUUUUAUUUUAUAGCCAUCAUAUCUUUGUUGAUUCUUUGAUUAUCACAGAAGGAGUAGUACUAAUAAUUUCUCUUCACUACUCAUUUAAUUAUUUAUAUUCAAAUUACUCUGAUUAAUACAAGUUUUUCGACCCUUACUUGAAGAUUUAUCUAAUAGGUUUGAUAUUUUCUUUGAUUUAAUGUAAAAUACGUAAAAACAUUAAAUUAUUUUUUUGGCAUCCAGCACUUAAAACAGACGUGUAACAACACAAAUUAUUCACAAUUAUAUGAGCAUCUUAUUAUUUUUCUGUUAUAUAUUUUAUUAUUGUAAUGCAUUAUUUUAUUUAUAGAUUUUAAACUAGAAUCACAUUAUACUUUUAAGAUGAUUUACUGUGAUUUAUUGUUUAGAUUUAUUGUAUAAAUUUGCUGAAGACGAUUUUUGUUAUUGGUAAUUGGUAGCAUCAUAGUUCUAAGUUUAGUUAAAUCAUUUGUUAAUUGUCUUGUUGUUUUUAUUUGGAGCCUUUGAAACUAAAUAAUGUGAAAAUAUCGAAUUUCCAAAAAAACACAUAUGAAAAUGAGAUUUGAUAGUUAAUUAAUAAUUUGCCUCCAAGCACAUUUGAGCUGUAAGUGCUGUUUAGUGUCAAUGAUUCACUUUUUUGUUCUUUCUUUUUUGUUCCUGAUAAAUUAUUUUUUAUUUUAUUCUAUUUGUUGAUUUUAUAUCGUGUUUAUUUAAGGCUAAUGGAGGUUGCACCUAUAGUAUAUAUAUUGAGUUUGAUUGGUAAAAUGAAAUGUUUGAAGAUUAUUUUUGUGAAUUGAUUUAUAGUUGCAAAUAUGUAUUGUUUAUACUGAUUUAUGUAUAUUAUUAUAGUUUGUAAAUAUUUUCUGAAUAUCUUGUUGUAAUUGUUUAUAUAUUCACCAUUUAAACUUAUUCACUAAUCAUGUAUAACUAUUUUAUUUAUACUUUAACUUUUAAAACUAGGAUGCUGAAAGUAAUGAAGUUUAAAAACAAAACAAUUUAUGUGCAUGCAAGACUUGGGUUUUUUGUUAUAUUUUUAUGGGUAGAAAUCAUCAUAGCUUCCUUUAGUUUUGUUUUUUUUCUCUUUGACUGAGCUGAUGAGAUAUUUAUCUGUUAAAGUUUUAUUUUACUUCAUAUUUGCUAAUAUUUUACUCUGUGGGUGGGUUUAAAAUUUAGUAUUUACCCUUUUUACUUGCUGAUAAGAAACAUUCUAACAAUUUUUAAGUAUGAAAAUAAUUUUUGUGUUUUAGAUAAUUAAAGAUAAACAAUAAUGAAAUAAAUGUAUGCAUCUAAAGUAAUGCUAUGAUAUAAAUAUAUAGUUCAGACUUAAAAUCUGGUUUUAUAGUUUUCGUUUGGUCCCUUCUUCUUAUCAUAUAUCUUGAAUUUUACCUAACUACCUGAUUAUUCAUUAAUUUUUAUUUUAUUACAACCCCAGUUUCUAUAAUUUUAUAUCUGCAACUAUUAUUUAUAAAUUGCUUGGGCCUAACUCCAAUUUUUUCUUUAUCAAGAAAUGAUUCAUUAAUUCAAGUAUUUUAUUCAAAAGAUAAAAAUACCUUGUUUCAUCAUUGCCUUAAAUCAGAAACGAAAAGUUUUCUAUUUGAGUCAAUUCGUGUUGAUUGGUUGUGUGUUUUAUUUUUACUGUACCAUUUUUUAAGUCAAUAAAUAUUCCAUUAAGCACUCCAGUUAAUAAACUUUGUAAAAUGAAGUCUCUUUCGAGGCUGUGAUAUUCUUAACUUGAACGAAUUCAAGUUCAAGAAAUAUUUAUCUUAAUUAUUGUUGUAAUUUACACUCUUGUUGUUGAAAUUAGUUGAAUGUGUAAACAAAUACUAUGUUUUUGUGUAUUAAAGUUGUAUACGUUGUAAUGUAUUUGAAUACUAUAACAUAGAUUUUUGUCAAAAGUUUAAAUCAAGUAGUAUUUGUCUCACAAAUCAUGAUAAAUGGAGUAACAAUUAAUUAUUUUUACUUAUAAAUACAUUGCACUUUUGCAUGGUUGUAUUGCUGGUAGAAAAAUAUAGCAAUUUAUACUGAGAUAAUAGACUACUGUGAAUAUGUUAAUAUCAGGUUUUUAAAAACAAAAAUAAUCUGCGUUAGAUGUCACCAUUCAAUGUCUAUGUACUAUACAUACCGAAUUUUUAUGCUGUAAGAAGCUCUGAAACAUGGAGCUAAAAGUGUUGAUGUUAAAAUAUGCAGUUUUUAAUGUCAUGUUAUCAUUUCAAUUCCUAGUUGAAAGAAUAGCAAAUUGAAAAUUUUAAAAAUCCAAAAUGGUAACUAUAAAUCAAUGUGAGUUGUUCAUGCAAGGAAGAAAACAUAAUUUUUUUUUUAACCAAAUGAGUAAUUAAAACUUUUUUAUUUUCAAUAAUCAAAUAAGGAAAAAUGCAGGAUUAAACAAGAUUAAUCCUUAAGGGUAACCCUUUAGCACUUAGAGGCAUACACCAUAGGCAGGUCAUCCUGAACUAGCUCAGCUAUGUUCUUGAUUCAAGUUGCAGAAUUUUCAGUGGCCUAGCAUGUAGGUCACCCACCAAUUGAAUUCCCAAUGUUUUAUUUUUAUCACUGUUUAUAUAAUAUUGAUUAAAUCAAUUGAAUCAUCUGUGUUAGCUCACUUUCCAUUUUGAUUCAACUCAAUAUCAAAAUAUGGCUUAUCAUUAAGGUCAUAUUCCAUUCCACCUUGACUUAAAUUUGUAUUAAACACAUAUAGCUGCCGAUUUUAGUCUAUCAGAAGGGCCACUAAAUGUUACCAUCAAAUUUAGUUUUUAAGGCUCUGAAUGUUAAAGGGUUAAAACCAAUUUUAACAAAAAUAAGAACUUUUACAAAUGAUUUAGAAAAUGUUUGGUUUCUUGAAAAAAAAGCACAUGGUAAACUGAAUACAUGAUAGCAUAAAAAUCUGGUGUCUGAUAUUCACCAAAUUAACAAAAUCAAAGAAAAUUGCUAAUGAUAAAUAUAUUUAAUCAAAUUUGUUUUCAUAUGAUAAGAUAGUUUAACUGGGCAAUAAUCUGGUGAUUUAAAGAGUUUUUAGGGUCCAUCCUAUCAACUAUAUUUCUUAUAAAUUAAUUUUAGUAAAUAGUGUUCAUGAAAAGUUUUUUUUUUAAAAAUAAUGUUUUAUAUUACCAAUUAAUUUUUGUAUUAAUUUAACUCAGUUCAAGAUAUUUCAGUCAUUUUGAAAUUCGAAAAAAUAUUUCCAUAAUAAACUAAUUAAAUUUGAUUAAACUUAAAUAAAGUGCACUUGAUAUGUAUAUUGACAUCAUUAUUUCAGAAAAAUUGCUUUUAUACAAGUUCACUUUUUUUCAUCAAUUGUUAGGUACUUAUUGAUUUUAAAAUGGAAAAAGUUUGUUCAAUUAUGUCUGGACAGUCAAUUAUAUGAAGUUCCCUGGUGUGUGUAAAUAAGAUUUUUGUAUUUCUAGUAUGCAUCCCUGUUAUUAUCAAAAGAACAAACAACUUUUUUUGAAUAAAUAAUACUAAAUUUAGAUGAUUUUAAUUUAAAUUAUGCCUUUUAAUGGGUUAAGAAAUAACCUAUUGAAAUUCACAUUCAGGGAUAAUUGUAGUAAACAAGAUGCCAUAUUUCAUGUUCCAAAUCAAUUAUUUUUGUAUAUUUUUUGUAAAUAUUCAGACAUAAAAAUUUAGUUUACUUUUUCUUAAAUAUAAUUCUAUAGUAAUUUCUGUUUUAUUUGCUUAGCUGUACCUGAUAUACCACUUGUUUACUUCUUGUACUUAUUACAUUCUUUCGUAGAUUUGUAUUCAAUAUUCACAAUUUACACUCCCAGAUUAAAGUCAUUAGAAAUCUUUACUAUAUCUUUACUACAUGUAUAUGUUUAAAGUCAACUUUUAAUAUGUAUUGUGUACAUUAUGUAUAGGUAUUACAUUUUAAAUUAAGGAAGUUAAUAAAUAAUAUAAUCGCUGCUUGCUCAGCAAUAUUGUUAUCACAUUUACACAUAUUUUGAUAAAUAAAAAAUAGUCUUUCGAUUUUAUUAAAUAUGUAUUUGAUAAUGAUAAUUCAUGUUAUAUACUAGUAUUUAUAUUUACCAUUAACAUUUGGCCAUUCAGGAAUAUUUCAGUGAGUUUUCCUAGAAAUCCUUUAUGUUUAUAUACUGAUUAUUAUUUUGUAGUUUUAAACAUUGCCAAUAGCACAUUUCAUGUCUGUGAUUCAGUAUUGUCAAAUUGUCAUUUAUAACAUUUUCCUAAAUAUUCUAUAAAUAUAUAUUAAAGAUAUAUAAAUAAUCCAUAAUUUCUUUUUCCUGUAAAAUAAAAUUGAUGGGAUAUUGAAAAAGAUUUAUAUUACCAAA